Molecule: messenger RNA, 1176 nt
Organism: Acaromyces ingoldii
Lineage: Eukaryota; Fungi; Basidiomycota; Exobasidiomycetes; Exobasidiales; Cryptobasidiaceae
Exons: 4
Coding region: 1-1176 (391 amino acids)
Source: RefSeq, a predicted model, not a curated record
AUGCACAGCAUGCUACACUUCUUCCUCUUUCUUCUGCUGGUCGGACAAUCGCUGGCGAUGCCCACCCAUGUCAACAUGCUUCACAAGAGAUUUGAUAGAUUCUGCGGCGACAAGGAUGCUCGUCAGGGCAACGAUUGCCCAAACGGUCACAAUUACGAAUUCGUUCCCAAACUCUCGGGGUCCAAGGUCAAGAUGCACGUUACGAAAGGGCCCAAGCCCACAGGCUUCAACUGCGACCACACUAUCGAGCUUCAGUGGCUCGUCCAGAUGACAAAUAAAGCCUUGGAAGAAGAAACGUCGCCCCUUUGCGAGGGCUUGUUGGCAAAUGACCAAAAGCUCUACAAACAGCUCGCUGCCAUUAUCAACGACAAGUCAAAUCUCUGGAACAUUCCCAAAAAUAUGAACCAAGUGAAGAAGUGGUACUGGACAAACCCUGAAAUCACUUCGACGACGUGGCCCAGAUUGGGGGGUGUACAGCCAAAAACGAAAGCUCGAACGCUCAGGGGUCUCUUGAGUUAUCAAACUCAGGUCAGACCAAAGAUGCAGAGAAACGUACCAAACUCGGGAAUCGACAGCUCGACCUGGCCGCAAGAAUUCGAUGCGUAUAUCUCAAGAAUGACUAAGCAAGUUAGAAAGGAUAUCGACCAUCUCGAUCCUUGCGACGACAACGUCCAAGGGUCGUCUUCCACGCGUACGGUUCGACGGUGGAUUGGGUCCAUUCUCGGGGCGAGAGAAGCAGAUGGUGCCAGUCAAGCCGGAGAACGCCAGUCCCAGGCCUACUACCUCGUCUCCGCAACAUUCAUCUCGAUCUUCUGCCUCUUCGUCGUCGACCUUGUCAUCCGGCUCUUCGUCUCGUUCUUCAUUGUCGUCCUCUGCUCUCCCCUCUUCGUCGGGGACGAAAUUGUCUUCUUCCCGUUACGCGUCGACCGCUCACGCGUCGAGGUCCUCUCCUUCCUCACGCUUCAUUACAUCCUCUCCAUCCUCGCAUCUGUCUUCGCCGACCUCGUCGACGCCAUCACCUUCAAGCUCCUCACCUUCGUCGUCGACCGCCUCUCGUUCCCCGUCCUUGCAUUAUUCUUCAACACCUUCUCACGUUUCAUCAAAAGGCCACUUUUUCUCAUUACAGACACCUACGAAAGCGACGUCAAGGAAAACGAAACCCGCUCAAGAUUCUAA